Molecule: messenger RNA, 1712 nt
Organism: Tetranychus urticae (two-spotted spider mite)
Lineage: Eukaryota; Metazoa; Arthropoda; Arachnida; Trombidiformes; Tetranychidae
Product: retinol dehydrogenase 14
Source: RefSeq, a predicted model, not a curated record
UCAGCUGUUAAUCUCUUUACUGACUUCAAGAAAAUGUGAUUUAAAUACACUUUAUUACUUCGAUAUCUUUUUCGAAUGACCAAAUAAGUUUAUAUUUAUUGCUCAGAGUUUCAAUUUUAGGCCUCAAGAAUAAUGGCUAACGAUAUCCUAGUCUCUGUCGGUAAAAUGUCUGCUGGUAUAGCUUCAGCAAUCAUCAUUUUAAGAAUCAUGAAUCUCAAAAGUUGGAGAUAUUUCCAGGAGUAUAACCGGCUUCAAGGAAAAACUUUUGUCAUCACUGGUGCCAAUUGUGGAAUCGGUAAAGAAUUGACUCGCCAAAUCGUUACCUCUGGUGGUAAUGUGGUCAUGUUGUGUCGAGAUACUCAAAAGGGUAAAAUUGCCAUGAAAGAAAUCUUGCAAAAACCAACCCCAACCAUGGGUACCGUUACCCUUCGUCGAAUGGACUUAAAUUCAUUUGCUUCAGUUGAAAAUUCGGCUAAAGAAAUUAUCGAAAGUGUUCCUAGAAUAGACUGUCUGAUCAAUAACGCUGGUGUCAUGAUGGCUCCAUUUUCAAUGACCGAAGACGGAUUUGAAAGUCACAUGCAAUCAAAUCAUUUAGGCCACGCUUUAUUAACACAUCUUUUAUUGCCCAAAAUUGCCUCUUUUGGAUCUCCUCAAAAUCCAACUAGAGUUGUUUUUGUCUCAUCAACGCUUUAUAAACGAGGAAACAUUAUUGAAGAUCAUUUCAAGUCAGGAGCUGUAACUCCUGAAAAUUUUGAUCAAAAAUUCGCCUAUUCCAAUAGUAAAUUAGCAUCUUUGUUAUUUGCCCGUGAACUUUCCAAUGAAGUAAAACGUCGAGGACUACCCGUAAUAAUUAAUUCAGCCAGUCCUGGAAUGGUCUACACAAAUCUUGGCAGGCAUUUUAAUAUGAGUUGGUAUCAAAAGUUGUUUUUAUUGCCUUUUUUUGCUGUCUUUGUGCGAGCGCCUGUCGAAGGAGCCCGAAUUAUUCUUUAUGCUGCUGCAUCGGAGAAGUCUCUUCACUCUAAUGGAGCCUUCAUUCAAAGCUAUGAAGAGAAACCAAUUGAACCCAAGUUUGAUUCCGAGAUGUGCAAGAAAGUUUACCAACUGACAAUGGAUGCUAUAAACAAAUCUCAUAGUUGAUUGACAAUAUCUUCUCAAUGAUCUCAUGUGCUCUAAAAUCAAUUAUCAUUGUUCAUUCGUCUUAAGAAGAAGUAGCUGACUUUUAUCACAUGAUCUGAGAUUGACUUCUAGUUGAACUGUAGAUAUAGAACUCCAACAUUGUGUAUCUGAUGCCCUAAUCAAUAAGACUGUGUAAAAAGAAAAGUCUUAUCGCUUCAUAAAUCAUUUUGAUAAAUGUUCAACUAAUUAUUGACAUUAGUACAUAACGAAAAGUGGUUAAAAUUUUAGACACUUGUGCCAAAGGUACAGCAAUUUUAAACACAUUUCUCAUCAAGUUCUCACCAGAAACCAAUAUAACAUGCAAAUUGUGAUUCAAUUGUGUAGCUGAUAAACAAAACAUUGCCAACUCAAUGGUGCAUGGAGACAACACAAAGAAUGAUGUAGAUGAUAAAAAAUGAGGAUGAAUCUAGACGUGAUGAAGAGACACUGAAAAUAAUGGAUUGAAAAAUGUUGUGAAUGUAAUGAAAUUUUAAAAAUGAGACGGUUGCCAAAAAAUUGAAUAAAUAAAUAAAUGAGUUCAUCUAUUAGCUAUCUUA